GCUGCACAUGAUAUAAACAAUUUCCCCCCUCAAGUUUUGUAUUGGCGGAAUGUCAAGCAAAUGAAAAAAUCAUAAAAGUAUCAGGUUUGCCACUUAUUGUGAAUCAGUUAGAUACAUUUCUCGGAAGCUACAGACCCCGAUUUAAAAUGUCAAUCACCCACAUUGUCCUUUUCCAAUUCAAGCAGGAUGCGGCUCCUGAAUCUGUGCAAAACGCAUGCAAGAGGAUGCUCAGUCUAAAAGACCACUGCCUCUACCCAUCAACGGGAAAACCGUAUAUUCGAUCGGCGUCGGGUGGAAAGGAUAAUUCUCCAGAGGGAGCGCAGGGUGGUAUCACACAUGCAUUUAUUGUUGAGUUUGCCACAGCCGCAGAACGAGACUAUUACGUGGCGAGCGACACCGUGCAUCAGGAAUUUGUCAGAAGCCUGGAUGGGUUGAUUGAGAAGGCACUGGUGGUUGAUUUUACCCCCGGUGUCCUGUAGAGACCAUUGUUGGGGGCCUGUUCG
Messenger RNA from Aspergillus caelatus, 503 nucleotides. RefSeq names its product Dabb family protein. The transcript is spliced from 3 exons. NCBI's taxonomy places the organism in Eukaryota, Fungi, Ascomycota, Eurotiomycetes, Eurotiales, Aspergillaceae. The coding region runs from base 147 to 479 and encodes 110 amino acids. The record is from RefSeq and is a predicted model, not a curated record.